Molecule: messenger RNA, 639 nt
Organism: Recurvomyces mirabilis
Lineage: Eukaryota; Fungi; Ascomycota; Dothideomycetes; Mycosphaerellales; Teratosphaeriaceae
Exons: 2
Coding region: 1-639 (212 amino acids)
Source: RefSeq, a predicted model, not a curated record
AUGUCUUUCUUCCUUCGCCUCUCGCUGUUCCUGGCCUUCAUUAUUGCAUUCGUCCUUGUCCUCCAAUCCAGGAGCGUCGAUCUGACCCCCUUACCGACUGAGAUGUCUCAAUAUGACGAGGACGAGAUCAUAUCCUUGAUCACGAAUCUGUACUUCGUACUUAUCCGUCUCGGCCACUAUGAGGACAAUGAGAUACGCUUCGCACCACCGGGAGGCUUCGCGAUCGAUCCGUCGCAAGCCGGCAACUUCAGCCCUAUCAGUGCUCCGGCUCAGUCACUGAUGAGGCGCCUCCCUCAUGCGCCUUCGCACAAAGCCAUCGGCAUGGCUAUGAGGCCAGUCAACUACGACGAGCCGGAGGAACUCGCACGCAGUCGUGACAUAGACAAGCUUUCGUACAAUCACCCACAUCACCGGGAUGGCUGGGCAAGGCCAAGUAUGAUCCUACUCGCCGAAGGCCAAGACGACAUACAUCCUCAAGUAGUGCUUGACACAGCCGACGGCACAAUCCAUGAGAUAGGUGACGAACUGGAUGACGGCGACAAUAGACAAGAAGUGGACUCCCAGGGCGGCGACCUCUUAGAUCGUUAUCUGAACUGGCCGAGAGUGGACGCACAAGUCUAUCUCCGACGUAUGACUUAG